This is a messenger RNA of Endocarpon pusillum Z07020, 1083 nucleotides long. RefSeq lists its product as uncharacterized. Gene Ontology annotation, biological process: biosynthetic process. Gene Ontology annotation, cellular component: cytoplasm. The transcript has 4 exons. The record is from RefSeq and is a predicted model, not a curated record. Gene Ontology annotation, molecular function: isomerase activity. Lineage: Eukaryota; Fungi; Ascomycota; Eurotiomycetes; Verrucariales; Verrucariaceae. The coding region runs from base 1 to 1083 and encodes 360 amino acids.
AUGGCAGCAGGGCCGCAUACAUUCAUGACCGUCAACGUCUUCACUGCAGAGAAGUUCAAAGGCAAUCCGCUCGCUAUUGUGGCUGUUCGAGGUGAUGCGCUUUCACAAGCAAAGAAGCAAUUACUAGCGAAAGAGUUUGGGUUCUCGGAAACCGUUUUCUUGCAUGACGCCCCAGUGAGGGGCAUGCCGAGACGCCUUGAUAUCUUCACCCCAGAUGAGGAGAUCCCCUUCGCUGGCCAUCCGGUCCUUGGCACGGCAGCAUAUAUAUUCGGGUGUAUUGACAUACAACCAUAUACUGGACCAGAAGACCGCGAAAACAGGCAAGCUGCUGUGUUGCUGACGAAGGCUGGUCCAAUCACUGUGUUUUCCAACCCCUAUCGUCAGGUGCAGGCGUGUAUCGUGCCUCACAAUGUCCACAUCCACCAACACAAGAUUACGCUCGAUGACAUUAUUGAAGCGCAGCCCCGAUGUCAAUUUAUCCCGGCCAUGGAGAUGUUAAAAAAGAGGACGUUCCCUAUUGUUAGCAUUGUCAAAGGGAUGACUUUUGGCUUAGUUGAUCUGACAGACGCGCCGGGGGCGAUGGCAGUUUUGGGUGCAGAGCGAUCUCCAGUUGCGAAAUUGGAUGAAGGAUGGAAUGCUGGUUUGGCAGGAUGCUUAUAUUACCGACGAGAGGGCGUUGAGGUGAAAGAAGGAGAGCCGACAAUCCACAAAAUUCAUCAGCGUGUGAUGGUGUCUGGAAUGGAAGACCCGGGGACUGGUUCUGCCAGCUGUGCUGUGGCGUGCUACCUAGCACUAAACAUAGCCAACAGCCAAUCCGCCCGGAAGACUCGCUCAUUGGGACAGGGCGAUGCCUCUCAAACCAACGAGGGAAUAGAGGCCAGGACUAGGUCUCUGAGCCUUGGUCCUAAGAAAGAGCACUUCGUCUUUGGCAUUGAGCAAGGAGUGGAAAUGGGACGUAGGUGUCAAAUCUGUGUCGAAGUUGACAUUACCCAUAACGAAGAGGGACACAGACAAGUCAGUGCAGUCAUGCUGAGUGGGAGGAGCACAUUUAUGACCAAAGGAGAAUUAAUUGGUGUAUACUGA